Molecule: messenger RNA, 3439 nt
Organism: Notolabrus celidotus (New Zealand spotty)
Lineage: Eukaryota; Metazoa; Chordata; Actinopteri; Labriformes; Labridae
Gene: slc17a5
Product: solute carrier family 17 member 5
Exons: 11
Coding region: 112-1593 (493 amino acids)
Biological process (GO): monoatomic anion transport; transmembrane transport
Molecular function (GO): transmembrane transporter activity
Source: RefSeq, a predicted model, not a curated record
UCGAUCUCAGCUGACCGGACGAGCCAGUUCAGUUUGUGUGCUGCUCCUGUUGUUGUCUUUUGGCUCAGUCGGUGAUGCAGUAGACUCACUUUUUAAUAUCUCUCACUGAAAAUGGUGGAGUACGUGUCUGACACGGAUGGGGACGAGCAGGAGACACCUCUUCUUCACAGAAGACAGGAAGACAGAGUGCAGAGAGCGCCAGCAUGCUGUUCUUCACGCUACAGCCUGGCACUGCUCUCCUGCUUUGGCUUCUUUGUGGUCUACUCCCUGCGGGUGAACCUCAGUGUGGCCAUGGUGGACAUGCUUAACACCACCCACCAAUCUGGCACCAACCACAGCAUGUCAGUUUGUCCUGCCCACGCCAGCCCGGUUCGACCCAAACACAACCACACGGCCAGACUGUAUGACUGGGACUCUCAGACACAGGGCUGGAUCCUGGGCUCUUUCUUCUAUGGCUAUAUCCUGACACAAAUACCUGGGGGCUACCUGGCCAGUCGCUAUGGUCCCAAGUGGCUGAUGGGUUUUGGAAUCCUGGGAACAGCAGUUUUUACACUGGUCACGCCUGUGGCUGCUGACUUAGGAGCAGGCUACCUCAUCGCUGUCCGGGUGCUGGAAGGGAUAGGAGAGGGAGUCACUUUCCCUGCAAUGUAUACUAUGUGGGCAGCAUGGGCUCCGCCGCUGGAGAGGAGCCGACUGCUCACAAUCUCAUACAUUGGGGCUCAGCUGGGGACGGUCAUUUCUCUCCCUCUGUCGGGUGAAAUCUGCUUCUACCUGGACUGGACUUACGUCUUCUACUUUUUUGGUGCCAUCGGCCUGGUGUGGUUUGUCUUGUGGGCCUUUCUUGUCUUUGACAGUCCGAACACUCACCCACGAAUAUCAGAGCGAGAGAAAAACUACAUCACCGCCUCACUCAAGAAUGAGCUGUCCACCUCAAAAGGCGUCAUCCCCUGGGGAGCCAUAGCGACGUCCAGACCUCUGUGGGCCAUCGUUGUAGCUCACUUCUCCUAUAACUGGACCUUCUACACCCUCCUCACCCUGCUACCAACCUACAUGAACGACAUUCUGGGCUUCAGCAUACAACAGAAUGGCAUGCUGUCAGCUCUUCCAUACCUGGGCUGUGCUGUGUGUGCCGUAGUGAGCGGUCAGCUUGCAGAUUACCUGCGGGAGAGCCUCCUCUAUCCCACCGUCAUUGUCCGAAAGGCUUUCUCACUUGUUGGUAUGAUCGGGCCGGCUGUGUUUCUGGUGGCAGCCGGGUACACAGGCUGUAACUACACCUUGGCUUUGACCUUCCUCACUAUCUCCUCCUCUCUGGGCGGAGUCUCUGCCUCUGGUUUCAACAUCAACCAUCUUGACAUUGCGCCAUCGUAUGCUGGUAUUCUCCUGGGAAUCACUAACACCUUUGCCACCAUUCCUGGCAUGGUGGGACCGGUCAUAGCAAGAGCACUCACCAAACAUAACACCAUAGAGGAAUGGCAGGUUGUCUUCUACAUCGCUGCUGCCAUCAACCUGUUUGGAGCAUCAGUCUACACUGUGUUUGGCAGAGGAACAGUUCAGCCCUGGGCCAUCCAAGCAUCUUACUCUCAUGGAGACUGAGGCAGAUGGAUGAGAACCAGACUUGUCCAUUUAAUGAUUCAAGUUGGUCAGGUGGAUAAGUCUCAAUCAAAGACUUAUCAACAGGUAUUUUUUAUCAAGGGACGUUCCAGCUGUGCUGGUUAUUUUAAAGCACGGUUAACUAGCAGUGAGUAACAGCCAUAUUACACUCUAAAUGUUCCUUACUGUGACUGUGGGUUACAAGAGAGCAAUGAACGAUGAAGAUUGCAGUUUAAGGUAUAUGGAUAUUUAUCAGAGACAAAAUAAUGAUUGAGCACAACAACCGACCCCAGCUUGCAUUUCCAAAGACGUGCAUAUCAGAAAGAUGUUUUUCUCAUCUGUAGAUGAGGAAACAACUGAGUAAACAGUAAGCUGAGAUAGCUAAAGGCUGUCUAGUUGUUAGGCAUUAUAAAUACUAUGGUAUAUAAGCUGUGAAGGAAAAACUAUCCCUGUGUGGUUUAUUUCUAGUAAUCAAGUUUACCAGUUAAUCAACUUACUGGACUCGGUUGUUAAUUUUGUCUCCAAAGCACUUUCUUCAGAUUUUUCUUACCCUUUAACUCCACAGUAAAAUCCUUUUUGAGUUUUAUUGCCAAAAGAAGAGUUAUUUUACUGUGUUUGUAAAAUUUGGUACAACACAAAAUAUGCUACUUUGCAACCUAACAGUGCCACUGAGUGUAGCUUUUUUAAUUUUUCAAUCGUUAGACCUAAUAAUGACAAAUAUGACAUCUCAAAGAAGACACACAUUUGAUAGCUUUUUUAAAGACAGAAUUGUGUGAACACUGCACGCACAAACACUUGCCUUACAGUGAAGCCUCCUUAGAGUAGUUCUAAAGCUCUUUGUCUUUACGUGAUUAAAAAUGGACCAUUUCUCAUAUUGUGCACUUUAACGAUUUUAUGUGUGCUACAAUAUGUAUUCAAUUCCAGAGUAAUGUCCACCAGGUACCUCUUUUAUUUCAGGUAGCAGCCCUUAACUUGUGCAUAGUGAAAGCAUGGGUUAAGAUAUUUUUAUUUAUGACACUAAAAAGAUUCAAAAGUGUUAACACCAAUCUACCGUAGGGAAACUAAAAAAUGCUUGAGAGAUGUUCCUGGUGGAGUUACUCAACUGAAGGAAUUUGCACUUUGUGUUGAUUCUCAGGUAUCUUCUGUCUUAAAAUGAUUGAUAAGGAUGUUUGUUGACUUUAACAUGUGAAGUGAUCUGCUUCAUAGUCAAGUAUGUGCUCUCAACGAUUUGGUGUCAGUUGCAUCAGAUCCCAGUUUGAAAUGAAUGCAAGUAGCAUGGUUAGAAAAUUCAACAUGUGUUUCUUAUUCUAAACUUUUCAUCUACAGACACCUGUAGAUAAAUUUCCUUUCCAUACAGAUUGCACUCUUUCGGGCCAAAUGAUGAGUUUCUCAUACUGUACAUGUACUUUAUCUUUGCCAUCUUAAAAGGUAAAUCCAGAGGGGUUAAUCAAAACCAGUCCUCAGAGAAUGUUUUUUUUGUUGUAGUUUCUGUCAACAAGACACUUCAUCUUCAUAAUCCUUAUCCUAGUUUUAAAUGUCAUGCACUUGUGCCUUAAAACAUUAGCAUAAUGGCGUCAGACAAUUAAGGCCUGAUGAUUCCUCCUGUUGAUAAAGGGUUGCUUUAGUUACUGAUUUUUAUUAUUUCAUGUUUACAUUAGUGUCUGUAUACAUAGGAUAAAGGGACUUUUAUGUGAUAUGUAUAUACACACUGUACUAUGAGGGUAACCAUUGUAAACCUUCAACCUGGAAAUAUUGCAGAAAUGUGUCUUAUAUCUCUGUCCUUUAUUGUAAAUACAUCAUUACAUACAGCUAUGUUCCCUUGUGAUAUUGUACUGUUUUUUUGUUUAUU